AUGCCAAGGACAGGGAUGGGGGAGGAAGAAACUGACAGUGAAGAAAAGAAGGGGGAGGGAGAAGACUCUAGAUGGAAAGUGGCAAUCCUUAAAUAUUUAUGGGCCCUUGCUUUAACUUGCACUUUCCAUCCAUGUCUGUCACAAGUGCCAUUUGCAAAUCCAGGACUGUCAACUUUUAACACUGGUUUUACAAACAGUGGGUUUUCUGGGAUCGGCAGUGUAGAUGGCGGCACAUUAAGUAUUCCUAGUUUCAGUACAUCUGGAGCAGGGACGGGAAUUCCCAUUACAACGGGAGGAGUAACUACAGUAGGCGGGCCGGGCAUAGGACUAGUAGAUGGAAGUUUCGGGUCCGGUGGAGUGAUAGGGGGAACUGGCGGGGUAGUGCCUUCUUUUGCAGGAGGAGUUGAUGGCUUUGGAGGCACUGGUGAAGGUUUCACUGUUGGAGGUGGUUUAGGAGGUGGCGGAGCUCCUGGUGCCGGUGGCACAUUUGUUGGGAGUGGUGCUGGCGGAGGCUUUCCUUCUUUUGGCGGAGGAGUUGGUGCAUUUGGAGGUCCAGGCAGUGGAUUUACUUUCGCCGGUAGUGGAGGAGGUCCUGCUGCUCCUGGCGCCGGCGCCACCUUUUUUGGAGGUGAUGGAUUUGGAGGACCCGGCGGUGGAUUUGGAGGACCAGGUGUCGGAUUUGGAGGACCUGGCGGUGGAUUUGGAGGACCUGGGGGCGGAUUUGGAGCAGCCGGUGGCGGAUUUGGAGAUGGUGGCGAAGGAUUUGGUGCUGGCGAAGGAUUUGGAGCUGGCGGUGGAUUUGGAGCUGGCGAUGGAUUUGGAGGAGGUGGCGAUGGCUUUACUUUUGUUGGUGGUGGAGGUGGUGCUGGGGCUCCUGGUGGUGCUGUACAAAUUAUUGAUGCUGGAACUGCAGGACUUGGAAACGGUGGAUUAGGAGGUAUUGGCACUGGAGGAGUCACCGUUAUCAAUGGAGGUGGCAUUGGAGGAGGCGGAAUUGCACCAGGUAUUGGAGUUGGAGGGGGUACUGGAAUAGGAGGACCAGGAGGUGUCACUAUUAUAAACGGCCAAGGAGGUGCUCUGGGCACAGGUGGGGCUUUUGUUGGACCGGAUCCCUUUGCUGGAGGUGGACUUGGUGUAGGCACAGGGGGAACUAUAGCCACAGGCGGUACAGGUCUACCAGCCGGUAGCUUUGUAGGUCCAGAACCAGUAAUUCCUGCCACAUCUGUAACAACAGUUAUACCAGGAGGCGGAUUAGGAGUGGGCGGGAGUCUGGGUGGAAUUGGCAAUCUUGGUGGAAUCGGAGGAUUGGGUAGUGGGGGAGGGCUUGGAGGUGGGGGUCUAGGAAUUGGUAAUUUUGGAGGUGGAUUAUCUGGUGUUGAUGGAGGAUUAGGGGUUGGAUUAGGAGGUGGAGGACUUGGAGGAGGAUUAGGUGGUGGUCUGGGAGGUGGGGUAUUAGGAGGUGGUGGUCUGGGAGGUGGGGGAUUAGGUGGUGGUGGUCUUGGAGGUGGGGGAUUAGGGGGAUUUGGAGGUGGGGGAUUAGGUGGUGGUGGUCUGGGAGGUGGGGGAUUAGGGGGGUUUGGAGGUGGGGGAUUAGGUGGUGGUGGUCUGGGAGGUGGGGGAUUAGGGGGAUUUGGAGGUGGGGGAUUGGGUGGUGGUGGUUUGGGAGGUGGGGGAUUAGGGGGAUUUGGAGGUGGGGGAUUAGGUGGUGGCCUGGGAGGUGGGGGAUUAGGGGGAUAUGGAAGUUUAGGAGGCCUAGGGGGUGGUGGAUUAGGAGGAUUCGGUGGUGGCUUGUAUGGUGGGGGGGGGGGUGGUGGUCUUGGUGGGGCCCUUGCUAGUGGUGCAUUAGGUGGAGGGGGUGGAGGAUGGUGGUACUCCUUUACUCAGAGUGCUUGGUUCCCUUUUGCGAUAGCUGCUGCAGUUAUCGCUGCUGGACAGGCCGCGAGUGGCAGUGGCGGGGGUCUUUUUGGAUUCUUUGGAGGAGGCAGCGGUAGCGCUGCCGCGGGAUCGGCAGCGGCAGGUAGCAGCGGUGGUACUGUCGCUGUCACUCCGGCGCCCGUCAGUAGUUUGUGUCCAUCAAGAAGAAAUCCUGUGGCUUGUGCAUGGUGUAACACAAAUGGACCAACAGAAGCACUCUGUAAUACUAAUGCAACCGGUGCAAAUGGAACUGACGACCCUGUAAACACUGCCACCGACACAUCUGGGGAUGAUUGCCUGUGGUAUAGUGACACGAACAUUUGUCUGAAUGACGAGGGGACCUCUACUGGAUGA
Molecule: messenger RNA, 2268 nt
Organism: Saccostrea cuccullata (small rock oyster)
Lineage: Eukaryota; Metazoa; Mollusca; Bivalvia; Ostreida; Ostreidae
Exons: 3
Coding region: 1-2268 (755 amino acids)
Source: RefSeq, a predicted model, not a curated record